AUGCGCUUCACCGGUUUUACCCUCGCUGCCGGCCUUGCGGCCACGGCGUAUGGCCAGAAGGUCAAAGUCAUGCUGCUCGGUGACUCCAUCACGGAGAUCACCUGCUGGCGGCCGAUGGUGUGGGACCAGCUCACGGCGGCCGGGCUGGCGGGCAACGUCGACUUCGUCGGCAGCAUGAACUCGAUCCAGGGGUCGUGCCAGAAGCCGUCCGGAUUCGACGCCAACCACGAAGGCCACUCGGGGUGGCAGGCGUACGACAUUGCGCGCAACAACAUCGUCGGCUGGGUGCAGAACACCAAGCCCGACAUUGUGCAGUUCAUGCUCGGCACCAACGACGUCAACAUCGGCAAGCGCAACGCCCAGUCCAUCAUCGACUCGUACACCACCAUGCUGAACGCCAUGCGCGCCGCCAACCCCAACGUCAAAGUCAUUAUUGACAAACUCAUCCCCACCUCCUGGAGCGACGCGACCGUCGAAGCGGUCAACACCGCGAUCCCCGGCUGGGUGUCCUCGCACACCACCACGCAAUCCCCCAUCGUGAUCGCCGACUGCUCGCGGGCAGCGGGCUUCACCAACAACAUGCUGCGGGGCGACGGCGUGCACCCCAACGACCAGGGCGACAAGUUCAUCGCGCAGGCGGUCGGGCCGAAGCUGAUUGCCUUCUUGAGCGGGUCCUCCUCCGGCGGCGGCGGUGGCGCCCCCGCGACGACCAGCGCGGGCGGGUCGCAGCCCACAAACGGUGCCAACUGCGCGGCGCUGUGGGGCCAGUGCGGCGGGUUGGGCUGGACGGGCGCCAAGUGCUGCUCGCAGGGCGCGUGUCGCGUGUCGAAUGACUACUACUCGCAGUGUCAUGUCUCAUAA
Messenger RNA from Chaetomium globosum CBS 148.51, 861 nucleotides. RefSeq lists its product as uncharacterized. Gene Ontology annotation, molecular function: cellulose binding; phosphatidylcholine lysophospholipase A1 activity. The transcript has 4 exons. Gene Ontology annotation, biological process: carbohydrate metabolic process. Gene Ontology annotation, cellular component: extracellular region. The coding region runs from base 1 to 861 and encodes 286 amino acids. The record is from RefSeq and is a predicted model, not a curated record. NCBI's taxonomy places the organism in Eukaryota, Fungi, Ascomycota, Sordariomycetes, Sordariales, Chaetomiaceae.